AUGAAUGUUGAUGAUUCAAAUAAAGUAAAACCCAACAUUAGUGGUAGUUCGUAUUUAUGGGAUUACAUGAUAAAACAAAAUGACAAAGCAAAGUGUAAAAUAUGCUCUGCUAUUUUAAGUCGAAAAAAUGGUACAACCAGUGGACUACGUAAACAUUUAUUUCAAAUGCAUAAACUUGAAGCUUUUGGUGUUAAUUCAAAAAAAUUGGAUAUAAAACCGCAACAAUUUUCUGUUGAUGAAAAACAGAAGCUUGAUUCAUUGAUAAUUAAUGCCAUCGUAGAAGAUGGACGUAGUUUCGGCGAUAUGAGACAAUCAGGUAUAUUGAAAGUAUUUAAUCAUUUAAAGCCUGGCUAUUUACCUCCUCAUCGUAAUACUAUUCAACGGCGAUUAAAACGAUUGCAAUCUGAAGAAAAAUUAAUGCUUAUCAAAGAAUUAUCGAAAAUUCAGUCUUUAGGUAUAACAUGUGAUUUUUGGUCCGAUAAACGACUUUAUUCUUAUUUAUGUUUAACUGGUCAUUAUAUAACAUCGAAUUAUCAAUUUGUUUCAAAAAUACUUUCUUUUUCGUGGCUCCAUCAUCGCCAUUCUUCUACGAACAUUUCCAUGGUUAUUAAGAAAGAACUCAAGGAUUUAAAUGUGUCUGAAAAAACACGUUCGAUCACAACCGAUGGUGCGGCUAGUAUGUCGAAAAUAGGUGAAACGCUUUAUGGCGAUACAAAACAAAUAUACUGUGUAGCUCAUCGUCUUCAUUUGGUGGUAUGCAAUGGACUUGGACUUUGGGUUCGUAAACAAAAACUUCUAUAUGCAUCAACUACUGAUGCAAUAACAAAGAUUGAUAUAAGUGAAGAUGAUUCCGAUGAAGAAGAUUUUACUGAUGACAUUCAAUUUAUUUCACAACCAUCAUCAGUUACUAAUUCAUCAAGCUCACUUGAAUCAUUCGGUAAUUCAUUCGACAUAUCGAAUGAAUUGUUAAACACAAAUCUUGAUAAUAAUGUUAUUGGAAAUGAAAAUUUAAUGGACGAAGAACCAGAUAAUUUUUCCGAUGAUAUUAUUGAUAACUGGUCGAUUGAUGUUAUUGAAGAUCUUGAUAUAUCAUCAGGUGAAACAGUACAACAAAAUAUAGGUGAUUUAAUGAAAAAAUGUAGAUCCAUGGUGAAAUUAAUAAAUAAAUCAUCCAUUCUAAUGAAUUAUGUUUCGAAACUUAAACAACAAUUCAAUAUUCGUCGUUCUCUUCAAUUGGAUUGUAAAAGUAGAUGGAAUUCAUCUCAUCAAUUAAUUGUUGUUAUGUUAAUCUACAAAAAAAUUGUUAAUAAAAUUCAUAGUGAAAAACAUGAUAUUGGUCUUAAUAACAAACAAAUGAACAAGCUUUCUUCAAUUGAAUUAGAUCAAUUUGAUUGGAAAAUGCUUGAAUUAUUGGACUUUGUCUUAAAGCCAUUUGCACAAGCAACAAAGCUUCUAAGUAGUACUCAAUAUCCCACCAUUGGUAUUAGUUAUUUUGCAAUUGUGCAAAUCCGAGAUUUUCUUGAAGAUUUGAACACUGUUGAUGUUGACGAUUGGAAAAUUUUAUUUAAUUUCAAAGUAUUAUUAUUAAAUCAACUUGAAAAAUAUUUCAUGGAAAAAGACGAACAGUGGCAAUUGAUGAAAAAUCAUGCCUAUUUCGAUCCUAUUGGCUACGGAUGUUUAACGAGACGAGAAAGACGAACAGUCGAAUCCAAUAUUAUUGAAUCACACGAAUCAUGUACUAUGGAAGAAAUGAUUGAUGAGCAAGAAGCUAAUGAAACACAAUCGAAAUUAAAUAGGAAACGUAAAUCUACAUCAUCGAAAACAUCACCUAUGACAAAAUUUCUUAAUUCAGUCGGUAAAAAACGUGUAUGUUCAUCAAUGGAUAUACCAACAGCUAGCAAGAAUACACUAAAUGAAGAAUUUACUACAUAUAGAACAUUAGCUCAAAGAGAAUAUAAUUCUAUAGUCGAUGGUGAUCAAGAUCCUGAUGUAGUACAAUUUUGGCAAUCACAUCAAAUUGAAUUGCAGCAAUUGUCUAAAAUUGCUACCUCUUAUCUUUCUACGCCAGCUAUUUCUGUUACAUCAGAAAGUGCAUUUAGUACGGCUUCAUACCUAUUACGAAAACAGUGGUCUCAUUUAACACCCAUCAAUUUAUCUCACUCAAUAUUUCUCAAAGAUAAACUUCAUACUGACUUUAAUACACCGUAUUAA
Molecule: messenger RNA, 2211 nt
Organism: Rotaria sordida
Lineage: Eukaryota; Metazoa; Rotifera; Eurotatoria; Philodinida; Philodinidae
Source: the annotation of a GenBank genome assembly